This is a messenger RNA of Salvelinus namaycush (lake trout), 3349 nucleotides long. It is a transcript of the gene nudt14, whose product is annotated as nudix (nucleoside diphosphate linked moiety X)-type motif 14. The record is from RefSeq and is a predicted model, not a curated record. The transcript has 5 exons. Lineage: Eukaryota; Metazoa; Chordata; Actinopteri; Salmoniformes; Salmonidae. Gene Ontology annotation, molecular function: UDP-sugar diphosphatase activity; metal ion binding. Bases 26 to 721 code for a protein of 231 amino acids. Gene Ontology annotation, biological process: nucleoside phosphate metabolic process; ribose phosphate metabolic process.
CGGUGGGCAGCUAGCAGUCUGAACUAUGGAGCAGAUAAAUGAUAUCCAGGUCGUUCCGUGCACCAGCUCCAAUUAUCUAAAACCAUUCAGGGUGCACUAUAGCCAGAAUGGGACAAAGAAAUCGUGGGACUUCAUGCGAACUCAUGACAGUGUUUCGGUUCUGAUCUUCAACACCACCUCGCACUGCUUCGUCUUGGUCAAGCAGUUCCGCCCAGCUGUGUACAUGUGCGAGUGGGAGAGGACCAAGCCCAAGGCACCUGACUCGGGCGAGCAGGCGACGGAGGAGAAAGAGGGGGCUGCGGUCGGGGGCGGGGAGACGCCCCCAGGCUCAGUGGGGAUGACCUACGAGCUAUGCGCGGGCCUGGUGGACAAGGCUGACCUGUCGCUGGAAGAGAUCGCCAGGCAGGAGGUGCUGGAGGAGUGCGGAUACGACGUGCCAGUCGCCAAGCUGCGGAGGAUCACCUCGUACAGGUCCGGUGUAGGCGUGACGGGUGCCAAGCAGACCAUGUUCUACGCCGAGGUGUCGGACGAGAACUGUGUGGGUGAGGGCGGCGGCGAGCCACAGGAGGGCGAGCUGAUCGAGGUGGUCAAAGUGCCCCUCCACGAGGCCAUGACCUUUGCCUAUGAUGAGAGCAUCCCCAAGACCAUGGGCGUCAUCUUCAGUUUCAUCUGGUUCCACAACAACAUGUCGCCCAAGUACAAGAUCUCCACCAACGUUUAACCCACCCAACACCUGUCCCCGUCCCUGCCCCCUUCAGCCUGAGGUGGAAGUUGCAGUUAACCACAGAUCUGGGAUCAAUGACCCUAACCCCUAAGCCUAAUCUAUACAAUUAGGGGGAUGGAGAGAAAAAUCUGACCCUUUGUCAGUGGUUAGGGACAACUUCAAUCUACUCCCAAUCCCUUCGCCUUUGCCCAUAUCCAUAUAAGUUGGCCCCAGGGCGACCGUUUUUUCUUGUUACUAACUGUUAUUUUUCAGAGGUUUGUCUCAUUCUUUUUAUUUUUACUUGGUCUUUACUACUUUUCCUCUAAAACUUGCCAUAUGCUGAUGACCAGCAGCACUUUUCGUUGUUAGUUUUCACUGUAAAUGUAUUACCUUUUCCUCACUGAGAGGUCCAGGGUGCAAUCUCACGAAGAUGGCUACAUGGUAGCGCUCUCGUUCGGAGCUGCUCGUCUACCGUUGAUUGGAUCAUGUUCCAGGAAUGCAAAAAUGUUGUUGCUUAGUCAGCGCCAGGGCUUAUUACAUACGAUGGCCGUUGCUGAGUCUGUUUGAUUACUGCAGCUGGUCCAGGCGCGCCUUGCUUACUUUCUUCACGAUCUACUCCGCCUCGAAGCCAGUGUUUCCCAGUCUUGGAGCGGUGCCGAUUUUAUCCCAGCCCAGCACUAACAUACCUGAUUCCACUAAUUAUUAUGGCUUGAUGGUCAGUUGGGUUAUUGCUGGGCUAAAACACAAAUCUGCUCACCUUUUGGAUCCACCAGGACCGGGAUUGGGAAACACUUCUCUAAGCAAUACUUGAUAGCUGGUAGUUUGAUCAUGGUCUGAUUUUAAAACAAAUCAACAUUUCAGUUAGCAGAGGCGAUUAGAUAAGUUGUAAGCAUUGCAUUGAAUCCAGGGGUGUCACUACUGUGUGCUCCUACGAGGUCACAUUAAAUUGUACGUUCGAUAGAGGCUUCUUUUAACUACCACGGGAAUAUGACCUACCUCUACACUGGGGAGAUUUAUUACAGCAACUAAUGUUGUCACUAUACCAGCACCACAAUACUCAGUAUCACAAUACUCGAAAGUAUUGUAAUAUCAUGAUUCUUCUGAGUAUCAUGAUACUGAGCAUUUUGAUAACACUAGUAACCACUAUAUUAUUAAUUGUGAGAACCCUCUGGUGGACAAUUGCUCUCACAAUUAUACGUGCGUGUUAGCAGGAAGGCUUCACCGAUAUUGCCCGAGAUCAAGAGCGUUAUGUAUAUCUCAGACAUUGUUUUUGAGCAGGGUCAAUGGGAGUUUUGUUUUAGGAAACUGAAAACCUAGCUUGUAACAUGUAAGAGGAAGUUUAGCAUGCUACUUGACCCAACUUCCUGGAACAGCACCCGGAGCCCUUAGCGCUGUGUUUUGUGAUCUCCCUUGUUGUUUUGAACCUGACGGCAGGGGCGGAAGAGUUUUGUUGAUACCAGCACCGUCUGUGAGGCUUGAAGUAAAAUGGUUGCGCUUUUUAACCUGUGAAUCUGAGAGACAUGGCCCAACAGUUAGACAGACCCCUCUUUUCCCUAUGCCUGUUUUGGCCAGACCUCUUCAAAACACCCCCAUUUCCACAGAAAUCAACAACAGCAGCUAUCCAAGUUUAUGGUGGUUUGAAACUAGGGUUGCAAAACAGGUUUUCACAGGUUUUUCAGAUAUCCCGGUUGGAGGAUUCCCUCCUUGAUGAUUCCCUUCAGUUUUACUGGAAAUCCUCCAACCGGGAUUUCUGAAAACCCUGAGAAUUUUGGGAAUGGUUCUGGGAUUUGCAACCCUAUUUCGGACAGAUGGAGCUUAAGACAACAAUCAAUCUCAAAAGCACUUGCUUAACAUCUCAGGUCCAAACGGUUUCCCCCCUUGACGAGGUAACAUUCAGGGAUCACCAUUCUGCACCAUCUUAGCCAUAGACUUUUUAACCAUUGUGUAUGGUGGUGAUGUAGUAACAUUUCUAUAUAGUUUUCAAAUAUUAUGACCUGUUGAAGUCCUAAAUGGUGAAUUGACACAUCUUCUCAUGAAAAACCUUUCUUUUGGCAACAUAUUAGUGUGUGGAUUCAUGGCUCCUUCCACAAUAAGUUGUUAAAAAUCAUUGAAGCGUUGGCAAUAUAAGAAUCAAAACCAAAUAGUUAGCAAUUAUAAUUCAAUUUCAGAAUGAUUUGAAAAUAUACUAUUGGCUUGAAAAUAACUAUCUUGGCUUCCUAACCGAAGGCUUAACAGCAAGGUCUAGUAGUUAGUAGAAUACGGAAACAGCAAGUUCUUAAUACAUAGUCGUUCACUUGUUUUGGACUUGUACAGCUAGCUACCUAGUUUAACUUUGAUCACAUUGGGUUAAGCUUUAUCUGAAUUGGCCUGUAAUUGCAUUCUGGGUGUCAUCAUUCCAUAGCCACGUAAGUCUUAACGUAGCAGUUGAUGUAACAUCAAAAUAUUAUACAUGAGCUUUGUUUACAUUUGUGGAAGACUGGCUCGGUUUCCCAGAGUUGUAAAAGAGGCCAGUUAUAUUUGUUUAGUGGCAAUUCCAUGAUGACGGGUAACUCAGAUUUUUCACUUUCAAAUGUAUACUUAACAAAAACCAUUGAUUUCAAAGUUUAACACAACUACUUUAAACAAUUUCCACUGAACAUUUUACAA